Messenger RNA from Bombyx mori (domestic silkworm), 1313 nucleotides. Its product is annotated as dynein regulatory complex protein 9. Gene Ontology annotation, cellular component: cytoplasm; motile cilium. NCBI's taxonomy places the organism in Eukaryota, Metazoa, Arthropoda, Insecta, Lepidoptera, Bombycidae. Gene Ontology annotation, biological process: cilium organization. Bases 126 to 1058 code for a protein of 310 amino acids. The transcript is spliced from 8 exons. Gene Ontology annotation, molecular function: protein binding. The record is from RefSeq and is a predicted model, not a curated record.
GACGAAACAGACAUUCCCGCGAAUAAGGUAUUAUAAAUCAUUAAAUGUAAUCAAAAGUGUUUACAGUUGUACGUUGAAUAAGUAUUUAGCGAUUUAGUUGAGGAUUUAGUUCAAUUAACAACAGAAUGGAGUUUGAUCAAAGGAUCAGUAAAAUGGACGCGUUGCUGUUUACUUUGUCGAUGGAAGUUGUUUUAUUGCAGUUGCGAAUUCUCGAAGGCUGCAGCGAACUGAGAGCUCAACAAUGGAAACCUUUAGGCGGUCACGAACGACAGAAACGAGAAAAACUCUUGCGAGACAGGUCGUCAGUUAAAGAAACAGUGCGACAAACUCUGAUUAGUGUUGCGGAGCGUGGUGACUGGCAAGUUUUGAGAGAAUCUAUAGAAAUUCUAAAACGAAGAGCCACAUCUGUGGUUACCAAAAGGAUCAACAAACAGCAACUGAAGAUGACUCUUAUGACCAUUAUCGAAGAAUUAAAGAUGAAAAGUUGUCAAUUUUCUGUCGAACUUCGUGAUGCAGAUCAAAUAAUCGCUACCUUACGCGAUCAAAGGAGUGAUGAAUAUUUGAACGCGAGCACACGCCUCUGCUACACUGAGAAAUGGUUGCAAGCUCGAGCUGAAUCAUUGGAACUAGAAUGUAAUAUAAAAAGAGAACCAUUACCACGUACUGAUCACGAGCAAAGGGUGCACGAUGAACUUUUGAAAGCGUAUUCGUUGCAGAUAGCGGAACGAGAGAAGUCUUUGGAAUAUUGGCAUUCUCGUUAUGCAGUAGACACAGCGACGAUCAACAGAAGACUCAAAGAGAAGGCUGACCAAUUUCGCUGUGUUAGCGCUCGACGAGCAGAAUUGCAAAAACUCUACGAUCUACAUGAAGGCGAGAUGCGAGCUUGGCUUACUUUUAAAAAAGAACGAGCGGCCCGACUUCUUCGUGAGAAACGUCUUCGAGAUUCAGCAACAAGAAUACAAGCAUGGUGGCGCGGAGUUAUGGUCCGUCGUGCACUCGGAGCCUUUCGCCAUUUAAGAAAUGCAAAGAAAUUACCUACUAAAGGAAAGAAGAAAUAAAUACAUUAAAUUAUUGAUAUGUGCAUGUGAUUGUAUGGAUUAUAUGGAUAUUAGAAAAUAUCAAGGCCAAACGAAAAAAUAUGGAUAACGAGGUUAUUUUUAAAUAAAUUACAUUUAAGUAACGCCUGACCUAAAAAUAUUCUACCAUUUCGUACAUUGUGCAGAUUUUUUUUCAAUUAAAUAAAAAUUGUCUCGCUCUUCCAAAAAAAAAAAAAUUGCUUUUUGGUAAGAACGCGAGAAGCGAAAUUGCGAUAA